UUUAACGGACUUGUGGCUUCGCUCACGCGCGCUUGUUUACUAACAGUUGAACUUUUUUUUAACUCACUCGGUUAUUGUGAAAUUGUUUACUUGUCAACUUAUGGCGCUUACUAUGACGCUAGGACAUCAGAAUAAAAUGUACAACGUUAUUCAACAUUCUGCUCCUCAAGGAAACUGCGUUAUUGUUACUCAACCGAAAACUUCUGUUGUUGCCAACAAGAGACCUUUGGCUCCGGCUCCUGAAAGAACUUCUGUUUUAGUUACAAACAACGAUUUGAGAUGUAAAAGAAAAAUACAGUUCGUGCCUUACGGUGCUCCUCCUCAACAACCAGCUUCUGUAGCCAGAAGAAAUGCUAGAGAAAGAAAUCGUGUUAAACAAGUAAAUAAUGGUUUCGCAACACUUCGUUCCCAUAUUCCUCCCAGUGUAGCACAAUCUCUAUCACCUCAAGGAUCUUCACAAGGUAGGGGAGCUUCCAAAAAACUCAGUAAAGUAGAAACUUUACGUUUAGCUGUAGAAUAUAUAAGAUCAUUACAACAAAUGAUUGAAGAUCACGAAAAUGAAAUGACAGGAAACUCCUCAAUUGCUGGAGAUCAAAUUAACGAUAAUAGAUACUAUACUAACAGUCCCGAUUCUACUCACCUCUAUACUUCGUACCCAGUUCUAUUACCAACUCCUGCUUGUUCAGAAGCUUCUGCAUCUCCUACUCCUUCACACAGCUCCGAAGGAUCAUUUUCAACGACUCAAAGUUAUACGAAUGCUUUAUAUCACUCAACAGAAAAUUACGAAAACUACGAUCCGAAAAGUCCUGAAGACGAAGAACUUCUCGACGCAAUAUUCUCCUGGCAACAAGAAUAAUACUGUUGUAUCAGAAGCAGUACGGCCAGUCAAAAUCUAAUCAAAAAUAUGCUCCAAACCAAGAAACUUAGUGCCUUCAUUCCAUCGAGUGAUAUUUUUUCUACAAUAUUUUUGAAGAAUCUCAAGAGUUUAUCUAACUGUUUUUUCUAGUCAUUGUUUUUGUAUAUAUUUAUUGUAUAUUUUGUUUAUAUAUAAUAGUUUAUAAGUAUUAUUUUAGAUCAUUCGUUAAACGCAAUAAAAUUACAAAUAAUUUAAUUUCAAAAAUUUAGUGUGUUAUGGGUACUUAACUGAAAAAUUUGCUCUCUAUUUUUGUCACAAAACGUACUCAAUAAGAUUGUUGUUAUGCUGUUAAGUUGAUAGUUUUUUAAGUAUUUUGAACUGCCUUUCAAAAUGUAUUGUAAAUAUACUAUUUUUUGAUAAACUGCAUAUUGCA
Diorhabda carinulata is the source of this 1289-nucleotide messenger RNA. RefSeq names its product achaete-scute complex protein T5-like (gene Ash). Gene Ontology annotation, cellular component: RNA polymerase II transcription regulator complex. The transcript is spliced from 2 exons. Gene Ontology annotation, biological process: sensory organ development; positive regulation of transcription by RNA polymerase II; neuron differentiation. The coding region runs from base 101 to 856 and encodes 251 amino acids. Gene Ontology annotation, molecular function: RNA polymerase II transcription regulatory region sequence-specific DNA binding; protein dimerization activity; DNA-binding transcription factor activity, RNA polymerase II-specific. NCBI's taxonomy places the organism in Eukaryota, Metazoa, Arthropoda, Insecta, Coleoptera, Chrysomelidae. The record is from RefSeq and is a predicted model, not a curated record.